Uranotaenia lowii is the source of this 534-nucleotide messenger RNA. RefSeq names its product ribosomal RNA-processing protein 8-like. The coding region runs from base 1 to 534 and encodes 177 amino acids. The transcript is spliced from 2 exons. The record is from RefSeq and is a predicted model, not a curated record. Lineage: Eukaryota; Metazoa; Arthropoda; Insecta; Diptera; Culicidae.
AUGGACAACAAGAAGAACAAGAAGAACAAGAAGAACAAGAAGAACAAGAAGAACAAGAAGAACAAGAAGAACAAGAAGAACAAGAAGAACAAGAAGAACAAGAAGAACAAGAAGAACAAGAAGAACAAGAAGAACAAGAAGAACAAGAAGAACAAGAAGAACAAGAAGAACAAGAAGAACCAGAAGAACAACAAGAACAACAAGAACAAGAAGAACAAGAAGAACAACAAGAACAAGAAGAACAAGAAGAACAAGAAGAACAAGAAGAGCAAGAAGAACAAGAAGAGCAAGAAGAACAAGAAGAGCAAGAAGAACAAGAAGAUCAAAGAUAAAACGCCUUUACUCGUUAAUAAUAGAAAAAAAUUGAUACGGAAAAUAUUAGAAGAAUAUCGAAUAUUUCAAGUCAUAUUAUUGUCUAAUUCCCCCUAUUUAACCCUCACGGAUGCCCAGAUGAUGGGCAUUAAAUGUUUGCAAUUUAUCAUGAUGGAUUCGCAUCACCUGGUGCCAUCCAUUCACUACGCCCAUUAUAACUAA